GUUUUGUUGAUCAGAUAUUGAUCUAAAGGUAAUAUUCUAUAUGUUCUAAAGGUAAUGGAUUGUGAAUCAGAUAUUGAUUUAAAGUGGUCGUGUGUCAAUUGCGGCGGCAAUAAUGGUGAUGAUGGUAGAGAUGACAGCGUAAUGGUAGUUUCUAUGGUGGUGACGAUUGCAGUGGUGAUGGUGAUGAUGGUAUGACAUUUGUGGAAAUAGUGGUGGAUGCAAUGAUGAUGACGGUUACAAGGGUAAUGGUUGUAAUAGCAUAGAAGAGAUGGUGAUUGUAUAGUUAAGGGUACUUUAGUAUAUAUUAUAGUUUAUAUACAAAAUGUCUCUGUUUUUUUUGUUGGUUAGUUUCUUAAUUAUAGUUUUUUUGUUAGUCAAUUUUGCAAAUUUCCCUUUUAAGAAUAAUGAUAUAUAUAAA
Arabidopsis thaliana (thale cress) is the source of this 418-nucleotide messenger RNA. RefSeq lists its product as uncharacterized. The transcript has 2 exons. Lineage: Eukaryota; Viridiplantae; Streptophyta; Magnoliopsida; Brassicales; Brassicaceae. Bases 55 to 195 code for a protein of 46 amino acids. The record is from RefSeq and is marked reviewed.